Phlebotomus papatasi is the source of this 4826-nucleotide messenger RNA. It is a transcript of the gene clu, whose product is annotated as clustered mitochondria protein homolog. The coding region runs from base 156 to 4307 and encodes 1383 amino acids. Gene Ontology annotation, biological process: intracellular distribution of mitochondria. Gene Ontology annotation, molecular function: protein binding; mRNA binding. The transcript is spliced from 6 exons. The record is from RefSeq and is a predicted model, not a curated record. Gene Ontology annotation, cellular component: cytoplasm. Lineage: Eukaryota; Metazoa; Arthropoda; Insecta; Diptera; Psychodidae.
AUUAGGCAACUUCACUGUCGGUGGAAAUUUUGUGAGUGCGGUUUGCAAGAGGAGCAGAAAAAUAGGAAUUUUCGUGGAAAUAUCGUGGUGAAAAUCCAGUGAAUUUGUAUAGAUUGUGUGGAAAAUUGUACAGAGAAGACUUGUGAAUAGCUGUGAUGGCCCAAGACGCGGUGGAUGUGCCCCAAAGUGUGCCGGAUAACCAAAAAACAAAAAUCGAUGAACCCACCGUCAUAGCAAAAGCCGUACCGGAACAAAAUGGCAAGAAAAAAGGGGGCAAUGGCAAGAAAAAGCAGCAAGACGGCAAGUCAUCGAAAGAUGGCACACCAGAGGCUGUCAAUGGUCACGAUGGUGCUCCGACCACAAAUGGUCACGAUGACGGAAAGGGUGGUGAGGGUGAAUCGUCUGAGGAUGUACUGGAGUUGAUUCAAGAUUCAGGGUUUACGGUGCAAAUAAUAAGUCCAGGUGCUGAGCCACUGUCCAUUCAGGUGUCUAGCAUGGAAUUGGUGCAAGAGAUCCAUCAGUUGUUGAUGGAUAGAGAGGAUACGUGUCACAGGACGUGUUUCUCGUUGCAAUUGGAUGGGGUGACAUUGGAUAAUUUUGCAGAGUUGAAGAAUGUCAAGGGACUGAAAGAGGGGAGUGUACUGAAGGUGGUUGAGGAGCCAUAUACAAUGCGCGAGGCUAGGAUUCAUGUGCGUCACAUUAGGGAUCUGCUGAAGUCAAUUGAUCCAGCAGAUGCAUACAAUGGUUUGGAUUGUUGUUCCCUUACAUUUCUUCUGCAAAUAACCCAAGGGGAUUUGUUGGAGAAGAAGAAAACACGUCCGGAGAGUGUUGAUUGCACACCACCGGAUUAUAUUAUGCCUAAGACCAAGGAGAGGCCACUGAUGCCCCUCCAGCCAGGUGUUAAGGGAGCCAAGACGACACAGGCACUGAAGAUUCUGACAACAAGUGCUUGGAAUCCACCACCUGGCCCCAGGAAGCUUCACGGUGAUCUCAUGUAUCUGUAUGUGGUGACGAUGGAGGAGAAGAGAUACCACAUUUCUGCCUGUCCGCGUGGCUUCUAUGUCAAUCAGUCCACAGAUGAUGUGUUCAAUCCUAAGCCAGACAAUCCCAGCUACCUCUCCCACUCCCUGGCUGAUUUGUUGGCCCAACUGUCGCCCACAUUCAAGCGUGCCUUUCCGCAAAUGCAAAAGAAACGCACACAGAAACAUCCCUUCGAACGCAUUGCAACACCGUAUCAGACGUAUGCUUGGUGUGCUCCACAGCAGGAGCAUACAAUUGAUGCAAUUCGGGCUGAGGAUACAUUCUCUAGCAAAUUGGGCUACGAAGAGCAUAUUCCGGGGCAGACGCGUGAUUGGAAUGAGGAGAUACAAACUACACGUGAAUUGCCCCGAAAGAAUCUUCCGGAGCGUCUUUUGCGCGAACGAGCCAUCUUUAAGGUUCACAGUGACUUUGUCACAGCUGCCACUAGAGGCGCUAUGGCUGUAAUCGAUGGGAAUGUAAUGGCCAUCAAUCCGGGAGAGGAAACGAAGAAUCAAAUGUAUAUUUGGAACAAUAUCUUCUACUCUCUGGGAUUUGAUAUUCGUGAUCACUACAAGGAUCUGGGAGGCGAUGCUGCAGCUUUCGUUGCACCAAGGAAUGACCUGCAUGGUGUUAGAGUUUAUAGUGCAGUUGACAUCGAGGGACUGUACACUCUUGGAACCGUUGUCAUUGACUACAGGGGUUAUCGGGUGACAGCCCAGUCAAUCAUCCCGGGAAUUUUGGAGAAGGAGCAAGAACAGAGCGUUGUGUAUGGAUCAAUUGAUUUCGGUAAAACGGUCAUAACUCAUCCGAGGUAUUUGGAGCUGUUGAACAAAGCCAGUCAUCAUCUUAAGAUCUUGCCACAUGAGGUGCUCAAUGAGAAGGGUGAACCUGUGGAAUUGUGCUCAUCGGUGGAGUGUAAAGGCAUCAUUGGUAAUGAUGGCCGUCACUACAUCCUUGAUUUACUAAAGACUUUCCCACCUGAUGUGAACUUUUUGAAGUUGGAUGAGGAAUUGAGUCCGGAAAUUCGGGCUUUGGGGUAUCCGAUUGAGCAGAAGCACAAGCUGAGUUGCUUGAGGCAAGAACUGCUUGAUGCUUUUGCGGAUGACCGCUAUGUGACCUUCAUAAAGCACGCAGCUUUUCAUCUGCAGCAGCUGAAUGCAGCCAAGAAGGCUGCAGCUGCUGCAGAGGUGAAGCGUGAGGAAGCGGUAGAGAAAACAGAAGAAGGGGACCAAGUGCCCAAGGUAGAAGCUAACAAUAAUGUUAAGGCUGAUGGUUCGCGUAUGGAGGAGGCGGUGAAGAUGAUGGAGACGAUCUCUGAGGGUGUUAUUCCGGAAAAACUCGCCACAGAUUCACGGGAUGUGGUUAAGAGAGCCUGUGGGGCUGUUGGUAGUCUGAAAGAGACUGAAUUUGACAUACGCUUCAAUCCUGAUGUGUUUUCGCCGGGCAUUCGUCAUGUGGACAAUGUCGAUGCGGCGAAUUCACUGAGGAAACAGAAGCAGCUGGUGAAGGAUGCUGCUGAAUUUUUGGUACUGAAGCAAAUCCCAGCAUUUGUGCAAGAUUUCUUGGAUCAUGCUUCAGCACCAAUGGAUGGAAGUACUCUUACAGAGGCUCUCCAUGCCAGAGGUAUAAAUAUAAGGUAUCUUGGUCGGGUGGCAGCGAAGCUGUCUCAGGUCAAGUCCCUGGAGUAUUUGCACACGAUUGCCGUGUCAGAGUUGAUUUUGCGUGCAACAAAGCACAUUUUUACAUCUUACAUGCAAAAUUGCGAAAUGAUUUCAAUGGCACUGGCUAUUUCGCAUUUUUUGAAUUGCUUCCUGGCAUCUGGCACAAUAUCCAGUCCCCUGGUGGGUCUGGAUGAGUUGCAGAAGGUGCAGAAGAGGCGCAAUCGCCGACGCAAUGGCAAGCAGGCUGGUCCAAGUGUCGGAGUUGACAAUCUCGAGUGGGCUCAGCUCACACAGAAGAGUCUCUGGCAGCAAAUUCGGCGAGAGCUGAAAGUAUAUUGGGAUUGGGAUCUGGCCUGUGACAAUCUCGAUGCAGUUGUUGAGAUGUACAAACUGCAGAAGAUUAGUCUGUUGAGGGCUUUCUGUGUGAAGGUUGGACUGCAGAUUUUACUGCGUGAGUACAUUUUCGAUGCUCGGCACAGGGCAACUUUCCACGAGGAUGACAUCCUCAAUGUAUUCCCCGUGGUCAAACACAUCAAUCCACGCGCUUCUGAUGCCUACAAUUUCUACACAACGGGUCAGAGUAAGAUUCAGCAGGGAUGCUUUAAGGAGGGCUAUGAACUCAUCUCCGAAGCCCUCAAUCUUCUCAAUAAUGUCUAUGGGGCACUGCAUCCGGAGAAUGCUCAGUGCCUAAGGAUGUUAGCACGACUGAGCUACAUCAUGGGAGAUCCACAGGAAGCGCUCACAAUUCAACAGAGGGCGGUGCUAAUGAGUGAGAGAGUCAACGGCAUCGAUCAUCCAUACACAAUCUCCGAAUACACGCACUUGGCACUGUACUGCUUCGCCAACAGUCAGAUCAGCACAGCCCUCAAACUCCUCUACCGUGCCCGCUACUUGGCGCUCCUCAUCUGUAGCGAUGAUCAUCCGGAUAUCGCACUUCUCGAUAGCAAUAUUAGCUUGAUUCUCCAUGCUGUGGGUGAGUAUGAGCUUUCCCUGCGCUUCCUGGAACACGCUCUGGCACUCAAUAUCAAGUAUUUCGGUGAGAAGUCACUCAAAGUGGCUGUGAGCUACCAUUUGGUGGCCAGGACACAGAGCUGCAUGGGUGACUUUAGGUCAGCCCUGAACAAUGAAAAGGAGGCCUAUGCCAUCUAUAAGCAACAAUUUGGGGAGCAGCACGAGAAGACGCAGGAAUCGAGUGAGUGCCUGAAGCAUCUGACGCAGCAGGCGGUGGUGCUGCAGAAGAAGAUGAAUGACAUCUACUCAAAUGGGAAGCUGACCACGGGACUGCCUCCAAUUCACAUUCAGCCACCGUCAAUGGGAUCAGUCUUGGAGAUGCUCAAUGCAAUCAAUGGGAUUCUCUUUGUGCAAAUAAGUCCCAAGGAUAUUGUAAAUCUGAAGAAUGAGAUUGAGAAGCGUCAGAGGGUGACUGAUGGGGUUCUGGGGGAGCAACAGGAAGAGAUUGAGAGGAUUAUCUCGACGAAUAAGCAGGAUGAAGUGCCACAAUCUUCCUCAACAACCACAAUUACAACAACAACGGCCUCUGCAGCUACCACAACUACCACGGAGGAGGCAACAAAGUGUCCGGAGGAGAAUCAUGUAGAUGCCGUCCAGGUGGAACCGGCGAGCUGAAUCUGUGCGCAUUGGAAUGCUGAGUGUGUCCGGGAGUGUCUGAUUUAAGAGACACGCUGAAAAACCCCCCAUUUAGCCUAUCAAAUAAUAAUAUCGUUCAAUAGUUCACUAAAAUAAUUAAUCACCAGGCUUCUUUUGUGCUGGAAAAAUCAACUUUUCAGCUCGGAGAAUAAUUUUUUUUUGCAAUUUUUUAUAAAAGAAAUUGCAAUUCUCGUAGUCAUGCCCGGUUUAGUUGAUCCAUCUCUCCCCUAAAUAGAUCUUAGGUUCUUUUUUUUGUCUCUUUUUCAUACAUUUUUCUAGAUCAUUAGUUUUUGAUUCUUUUUGUGAAAUAUAGUUGCAAGUAGAGGGUUUUCUUUCUUGUUUUUUUGGAUUUGAGAAAGAGUUUUUCACAUUUAUGAAUGGAUAAUCUACCAAAAAAAAUCAUUAUCAUUAUUAUCUCUACGGGAUAAUGUUUUACUCUAGCAAUCUGUUAAAAUUAUUUGAUUUUUACUAUUGAAAUCGAAUAAAAUAUGCCAAUUA